AUGAGCUUAGAAUCUGUAAUUGUAAAUGCUAAAAAAAAAUUGAAAUCUGUGGAGACUGUUACAACUUCUUUGCUGGGAUACAAAUUUAUUGAAGUGAAAAAAGAUAAUGGAGAAAUAAAUGAAGAAGUAGUUGUCGAUUCUUGCACUGGAUUUGUAAUAGAUUCUACACCUGAUUUAAAAAUUGCACAGAUUCUAGAGUAUUUGUUUUUAGGAUCUCAAGAUCCUGCUUUUAGUGUGAUUUUGCUCGAAGACCUUGGAAUCACUCAUGUAUUGAGUAUAGGGGUUGAUUUGCCCAAGUCAGUAUUUUCUCCCAAAAUUAAAUAUGCAAAAGUGAAUCUUUUCGAUGAACCAGAAGCACCUUUGUUAAAUAUAUUAAACAUUUGUUCGAAUUAUAUUGAAAGUGUUAGAAAAGAAAAUAAAAAAAAUAAGAUAUUUGUUCACUGUAAUGCUGGUUACUCUCGUGGGCCUUCAAUUGUACUGGGAUAUCUAAUUAAAUUUUGUAAUUUCUCAUUUGAUGCAGCAUAUGAUUUUGUAAAGAAAAAAAGGAAUAUCAAACCAAAUGAUGGAUUCAUAAAACAAUUGAAAAAUUAUAACAAUUAUUCAAGUCAAAAUUUGUUUAUAAAUGGUAGCGAUUUACAAGUGUAUUAG
This is a messenger RNA of Pediculus humanus corporis (human body louse), 648 nucleotides long. RefSeq names its product dual specificity protein phosphatase, putative. Gene Ontology annotation, molecular function: JUN kinase phosphatase activity. The record is from RefSeq and is a predicted model, not a curated record. Lineage: Eukaryota; Metazoa; Arthropoda; Insecta; Psocodea; Pediculidae. The coding region runs from base 1 to 648 and encodes 215 amino acids. The transcript has a single exon. Gene Ontology annotation, cellular component: cytoplasm. Gene Ontology annotation, biological process: protein dephosphorylation; regulation of MAP kinase activity.